CUACCCCGUUCCUCUGGACUGUCAACGAGAAUCCUACGAGCUCGUGUGCCGCAUGGAUGUGUGCAUCAAGUCAUAUCUGCCACAGCCAACACUAUGCAAACGAUGCACUAGGGCCGGGAUUGUCAUUGCCUCAGUGGUAAGAGCAACUUUGAGCCUGAGUGAGAGGAAGGGAACAUCGGCAAUUCUGCUCUGACCGCCUUUGCGGUGUCAAAGUAUCGAAAUUGGGGAACAUUCAAUCGAUAAGCCCGCUUCUAUGACUAUAAGAUAACUAAAAUACCGGUAUCGUCCUCUCCUCGGGUUACACCGCCCACGUGGCAUCAUCAGCUAUUAGAUAACUCUCGGACGAUAUCUCAACCAGGCAACCUGUGAUUAAAACAUACCGCAAGUCUUCAAAACUCGCCAAAUUAGUUAUUGUCCGCCUUUGGGCCAGUGUUGUUGUCAGAAUGGUUCAAGCCCUAGCUUUCCACGGCGCUCUCGUCCACUCUCUUGGCCCCAACCAGGUAGAGAUUCUUGAAAACGCAGGCCUCGUCAUUGGAGAAGACGGACUGAUCUCUGAGUUUUAUCACGAAAUCUCCGCCGAGGAACUAUCCAAGACGCUUCCGAAUAACGUCCAUUUCCAAAAGCUUGAAAAGGGCCAAUUCUUAUCGCCCGGGUUCAUCGACACUCAUAACCAUGCCCCUCAAUGGGCCAUGCGCUCCCUUGGCCAGGGUCUUCACAUCCUCGACUGGCUCGAGCAAGUCACAUUCCCUCACGAGGCACGAUUCUCAGACCCGGCUUAUGCUCGAAAGGUUUAUGAGAGCUGCGUCAAAGGGUUCCUCAAGCAGGGCAUCACCACCGCCUCCUACUACGGGUCGAAGCAUGCUAAAGCGACGCAGAUCCUGGCAGAUAUAUGCAAAGAUUUGCACCAACGUGCUUUUGUAGGGAAAUGUAACAUGGACCGCAAUGCGCCGGGCUACCUUCACGACGAGUCUGCCGAAUCAUCCUUGAGGGAAACGGCCGAGUGUGUGGAGCAUAUCCGGCAGAUUGACCCGACAGGACAGCUAGUUCGACCUGUUCUGACUCCACGCUUUGCGAUCUGUUGCACGCCAGACUUGCUAUCGGGAUUGGGGACAAUGGCAAUUGAAGACCCGUCGUUGGCAAUCCAGACACAUUUCAAUGAAGCUGAGCAGGAGAUCAAGGCGACGAGGGAGUUGUUCCCCGAGUUCUCGAGUGAAGCCGACCUCUAUGGCCACUACGGUCUCCUCAACCAACGAUCAAUUCUCGCGCAUUGCACAUUCAUGACCGAUUAUGAAAUGGAAAAGAUUCUAGAGUACGGAUGCGGCGUCGCGCACUGCCCAAUCUCAAAUAUGACGGUUGGCGGUGGCUUCAUGGCUGCGUCGAUACGCCAGUUCUUGAACAGAGGUAUCAAGGUUGGCUUGGGCACAGACAGCGGGGGCGGCUUCUCUUCAAGCAUGCUUGACACCAUUCGUCAGGCCAUCAUAGCCUCCAACGCCCGGGAAGUUAUGUCCAGCGGCAAAGACAAGGCUCUGUCCCUGGAUGAAGUCUUCUACUUAUCAACAUUGGGUGGUGCUACCGUGUGCUGUCUCGAGGAUAAGAUUGGGAACUUCGCCGUGGGUAAGGAGUUCGACGCCAUAUGGGUGACCUGCCCAUCGGACGAAUCAUUCGGUGUCAUGACUGUGCGCGAGGAAGCAGACGGUUUGAGGACUAUCUUCGAAAAGUUCCUCAUGACGGGGGAUGAUCGCAACAUUGCCAGAGUGUACGUGCAGGGCGAGCUUGUCAAGGAUGGGUUGAUUGCUUGAAUCGUUUACGUACCAGCUGCUUGAGCUCAUUGUUAUUGAUGAAUAUAGUCGCUCUAAACCCCCCAUAAGUGGUCUAGUGCAGUUCACCCGAUACAUAUGUAAUAUCACGAAUACCCGAUAACGCAGAGAAACGGC
Colletotrichum navitas is the source of this 1934-nucleotide messenger RNA. RefSeq names its product guanine deaminase. Gene Ontology annotation, cellular component: cytosol. NCBI's taxonomy places the organism in Eukaryota, Fungi, Ascomycota, Sordariomycetes, Glomerellales, Glomerellaceae. The record is from RefSeq and is a predicted model, not a curated record. Gene Ontology annotation, biological process: guanine catabolic process. The transcript is spliced from 2 exons. Bases 444 to 1799 code for a protein of 451 amino acids. Gene Ontology annotation, molecular function: guanine deaminase activity; zinc ion binding.